GAUCGGUUGCGUAAAUACUUUUGAAAGACCCUAUUAGCGCGCGGGGCGCCACGUUUGAUCUGUGGACGGGCUUGGGCGGGUGCAGUGCCGGGCAGAGAGCCACGUACGCCAUGGAGUCUAUGGGUCGGCAGGACCGCAGGCUGCAUCAGCAGCUUAAGGAAAGCAGUAGCCGCUUCCAGACGUUAAUGAAGCGGCUGAUAGCGAAGUACAACCAGCCCUUUGAGGACGACCCGUUGGUGGAGAUGAGGACGUUAACCUACGAGACGCCCCAGGGGUUGAGAGUUUGGGGAGGAAAGCUGAUGAAGAAGGAAGACAAGGAAUACACUCAGGUGAUUGACAGAUUAAAUGGGCAAGCUCCAGAAGGUGAUUCAGAGAGCAGCGGUGCGGAUACGAGCUUAGAGGAGAACUGGCCAUCUUGCAGCUCAGCGAUGAGAGAAGCCUCUGGUGAUCCUAGGCAGCGUCAGCCUGCAGUGCCCGGAAACACCUUGGAAACUGAUUUAAGAAGGAAGUACUUGACCCAGGUGGAUAUAUUGCCUCAAGAUGAAGAGUAUUUUAAGAACGCAGAGAAGAGAGGUGGAAAAGACACAGUCAUGACUUGGGUUCCUUCCGUGACCUCAUCUGUCACACCAGCCUCUGGAUGCCAGGAUGCUAUCUCUGCAAAGAGCUCUGGUGGUCCUGAAGUAUCUGCUUUGUCCUCUAGAGGCCAGGGUCCCUCAUACCCUUGCCCAGCUGAUAUGGCCAUUGUGGCUAGAAGUGAUGGCCUCUCCUUACUUGGGACCAGCAGCAACAGCGUAAGCAGCCAGUCCUUUGAGGUUGAUGACCUUUGCAAUGUGACAAUCAGCGAUUUGUAUGAAGGCAUGAUGCAUUCCAUGAGUAGGCUGCUGCGCUCAAAGCCAUCCUGCAUCAUCUCCACCAAGACCUACAUCAACCAGAGCUGGAAGCUCCGGAGGAGACCCUCACGCAAGCAGGGGCUGCACAAGAACAGGACACACUGCCCCCGGAGCAAGCCCUCCCAGAGGAGUGCCAGGAAGGGGCCUGCGUCCUGCUCAGAGCCCGGGAAAGAGGCCGGAAUAUUAAGAGACUACGGGAAUUUACUGCACGUUGCUCCCCACAAGACAGGCUUAGAACUGAAAAGCGUUUCUCUUGAAGGAAGCAAACGCCAAGUCCAUAAAUCCAGUCCAGCUUGGAAGGAGCUCCAGAUGAUGCCGCAGAAGGACUUGGACUUAAACCGUGAGCGAGAAAAUAGGGUGAUGACAUUACAGUGGCUAAUUUCACCCGUCAAGGUGGUUCCCAGACCAAGGAUGCUUCCAAGUCAAGUAGAGAAGUGGUAUAGAGAGAUUAAAAUCAAAUUUGACAAGCUUCAUCAGGAAUAUUGCCUGUCUUCUGGGAAACAGCCUCGCCUGACUGACCCCACAGAGUCUUGGGCUGUCGAUGUGUACAGAAGUGGUUCUAAGAGCCCAGGCAGCCGUCAGGAUGUAGAAACCUGCAGGCCCAGUUCACCUUUCGGCAGAGAAAAGACAGAAAGGCCAGGUGAAGCUUUAGAAGACCUGAGGGGAAAUGGAAAGUCUGUCAAAACAAAGAGCUGUCUUCUAAGGAGCUGUCCCUCUCCAGAGGGCAGCCCGUCACGGAGCCCCAGCCAUUCUCAGCUGAGCUCUGGCCUUCAAGAGCACAAUUCUGAACCUACUGGUAAGGCAGUGUGGCCCAGUACAGCUAUUUCAGCACCAAGCAUAGGCUCUCCAGGCUGUGGGAAGGAUAACUAUGAUGAGCUUAAAAAAGAAUUCAACAGACUUUAUCAGAAGUAUUGUCUGUCACCGCAGCGGGCGAAGGUGACUUCGUGUGGCAGAGUAUCGCCAAUGAAAGCUGCUGCAGCUCUUCCCUGUCAAUCAGAGCACUUGAAGAGACUAAAUCCAGACUCCCCACAACAGAGUUCCCAGAAACGGUCAAUCUCUCCUGGCUGUCACAGAAGAGUCCUGCAGGAUUCAACUGCACAGACUGCUAGUACACUUGUGAGAGACUCUUGGCUGCCAACAAAGAGGUGCAAGUUGUCAUACCCGGUAGCUUGUGCUCACCAGGCCAAGUUUCACGAUACCUCAGGAGCAUCAGGCUGGCCCUGAGUGUCCUGAGUGCUGAUUGCGUGUUUGUCUGUUGGACAUGAUGCUUAUGUGUAGUCAGCAGCUGCUUUGAGGAAGAAGACCUCAGCAGAGACUUUUGUUUCUCCUUUUGGAGGACGGUCCCCAGGGCAUCCUGUGUACUGAGCAGUCUUCCAUUGCAGCUCCCUGUAGCCACUUGGCCUCUGUCCAGCCACCUCCCCUGCUCCGUAUCACAGCAUCAUCUCUGUCCUUUCUUGUGGGAUGUUGGUGCCUUGGGCUUCUCUAGCCAGCCUUGGCCAUUACUGUGUCUCUUUAUCUUAUUCAGGGGAUUCUCAGUGGCAGUUUUCCUCUUAACAUGAAUUACUUACAGUGUCUCUACUCCCCACUCCCCCAUCUUCACCUUCCUCACUUCUGCUUCUGAGUAGGUGAGUGUCCUUCAGGAGAGCACGGUGUUAAAUCCAUGAGUUGAGUCAUGACAGAACGCUGUUCACACCUCUCGGCUUAGUCUUAAGAGCGCUGGUUGUGGGGGUGGGGGAGAUGUUUUAUUUGGUUUUUGAGGCAGUCUUGCAUAGCUUGGGCUGACCUUGGACUCCUUGGAUAGUCAAGGUAACCAUGAGUUCCUGAUCCUCCUUUCCAAAUGCUGAGGCUAGUUUUGUUUUCUGAUUUAUUUCCAUGGAUAAAAAUACUUUGUGAACUGUAUUUCCCUGGUUGAACUGGGUCUCUGGCUGCCUGGUGUGGCAGGAAUCCCUGGCAGGGUAUUCCCACCAGCUAUCUCCCUUUGCUCUUGGCCUUGAGCUGUUUGUCUAGCUGCCUCAACCUCGUGAGCCCCCUUGACUUUCCUAGACCAAACUGCUAUCGUGGUGUGCCUUGGUGGCCUGCUCCAGAAAUCACUAUGGAAGUGACUGUGAGAGUGGACUCGUGUCUAGGUCACCUUGGGGUAAUCUGAGAUUCUGAUGAGAAGAAAGGUCGCUGGAGACCUUAGUUCAGAACCUGCAUCCUUUUCCAGCCUGUGUCCCCAGCUGUCCCAAGAAUACAGCUGUGUCCCUUGCCCACCCAUCUGGGCCUGCCUUCAGCUCCAGAGCCAACGAAAUCUUGCUACUUUGUCUUUAAAGCCUGUCUUGCUAUAUAGCCCAAGCUGAUCUUGACCUUGUGGUCCUCCUGCCUCAGCCUUCCUAAGAAGCUGGGGUUAUAUGUGUGCAGCGUGCCCUGCCUUUGAAGUCCCACCUGCCUGGCACUCUACCUGGAGAAAACCUUGCUUUUCCUGCAGCCCGGAGACCUCGCUUGCCCAACUACUAGCAGGGACUUCGACUUUGCAGAGAAUAGAAUCAAGUUGCUGGUUAGUGGCAGUCAUAGUGCCUAGAGCUUCUUCCCUGGUACCCAGGAGUUCCUCACCACUCCCCUGGAAGUUACUAGCCUAUCCUUAGGGCCUUUACCAGAUGCCUUCUCUAGUUCCAUCUUGAGCCACAUUAAACACUAAAUGGCUUCAUUUUCUGUUUCUUUCUAUGUCAGCUAUAAAUUACUUGGAGAGGGGACCAGGUCUCUACAUUCAGUGACAACAUGAAGGAUAUUAGGAGCUAGUUCUUCCUCCUUUGUGCUAGACCAGUAAGGCUUUUAUAUACCUUGCUCUAUCUAGCUAAGGACCCUUUGGUGAUGUGGGCAGUCUCUCUUAGGAAGACAGUUUGUGUCUGCUGACUCCUCUAAGUUCACUCAAAUUGGGCUGACAUACCCAGGGCAAACUGCCGGGACAGCAGCAACCAUUAUCAUUGCUGCUACCGUAGUGUGCCUUGAGUUCUUUGACAACAGGAGAUUUCCCACAGUGGGCAUAACACAGGUGCCUCGGGGUUUACACUGGGCAGUCAGGAUGAAAAAGUGAUUUUUUUUGAUAGGAAAAAUUUAAAGUUUAAACAUUUUGUCUUGCCCCUUGCCUCUAGUUCUGCUUUUAGAAGGGGUCUCUGUCCCGAUCACCUUGCUGGCAUCAGAUGCACCUCAAGCAUGCUGUACCACAGCUGUCUGCCCUUCAUGCUCCAGGGCAGCUGGUACCGUGGAAAGUGCCUGGGGUGGUUUUGCAAAUAAAGGUAUAUGGUUAGCAUUACCAAUGUCGGUCUGCCCUGCGGACCUGUUUGUCUUCUCUGACUCUGGCAUGCCGUCUAGAGUAUGCUCCACAUUUUGUGUUUUGAAACAUCACUUGCUCGUGACACCUACAGUUGAGCCCCCAGACACAGUGAUCCUUGAAAGUAAAUAAGACUGUUCCGUUUUUUAAAGAGACAGCCAGCUGAAACUGCCUGAGCUUCACCCACAAGAAGAAAUCCCAAGGUCUUGAUGCUUUUAGAAGAAAUAUUUAAAACAAUUCUGAAUUCUUUCCAAAUGUUCUUGCAGCCAUGCAGCACCCACGAGGCCUCUGAUGCUACUUGAGGUGGUGUCUAGUUGCCAAUAGCUAGUAUUCCUGAACAAUUUCAGUUACCCCGUGGGUGGUAACAGAACUCAAGUGACCAACUAUCUAGGGACAGUUGUUAGUACACUGCCUCUUGUGUUUUUCAAUGUAAGACUGAAGAGCAGGCUUUUCUCCUGUCCUUCCCUUACAAUGGUUCCUGAGUUCCCACCUCCACACCCACCCCAUCCCCCACCCCCAUUUGCAGUACUUGUGAGUCAGCUGUAACAGUUGACCAUCAUCUGGCCACCAGCCAAGCUGCUGACAGCAAACUGCUAAUAAAUUGCUGUAAGGGGAGAAGGCUGAGAUGAGGGUGCAGGUUUGGCCUGUUCUGUUGAGGUUUCUUUCUGGCUAUAGACAAAACACCUCCGGGAGGUGGAGCGAGAUCCUGUGACAACAAAGUUCAUGGCUGGGUACGCUGACUCACUCAGGAUGCUAGCGUUAGAGAAGCUAAAACAAGAGGGUCACUACAGAGUAAGAGCCUGUCUCAAAAAAAAAAGGUACCAUUUUUAUUGUGAGGGCUCCAUGUAGCCUUCCUGGCCUACACAGUGUUGAGCCCAGACAACACUGCACUGGGUUCAGGGCUUCAUCUGAAUUUGAAGAACUCGUGUUGGUAUAGCAAUAAAUCUGAGAGCCUGGCACCUUGCAGGAUGCCUAUUUUGGCAGUGCAUGAACCUCCAGAGUAGGCAUGACCUCUGUAGCGAGACCAACCCUUCUUUGGGCCUGACCCUUCCUGAGAACACAGGGGUCCGGAAUCCCCUAGUGGAGGAGGCUGAGCUGGCCUGGGCAAGGGUGGAAGUCGAGUAUCUGAGCGCUGCUAAAGGAGCCGCUAACUGAUAACUUCUCUGCUUUUAACUCAAAGAAUAUUGGCUACUCUGCAGGUUUGCUUCACAGUUGACAGGAGCUUGCCCCAAGGGAGCACUUCUUAUAUUGGAGGUGUGUCCCCAGGUAGUAGCACUGGUAGAUGCGUGCACCUGUGGGCUGAGGUUGAUUUCCCAGAGUGGUUACAAAAGCCCAGGCCUGACUUCACCCAAUUCUCUAGUUUACUGUUUGUCUGCUUGGGCGUUUUUUGCUGGUGGUGGUAGUGAGUGAGUGGGUUUGUUUGUUUGCAAGUGGUGCCUGCUCUGCCCCCACAUAUCCUCAUAUCUGACACCAGGCCCUCACCAGAUCUCUCGUCUACCACAAGAGUUGGCCUUGGGUUUCUAAAACUAAGUUAAACCGUUAUAUAGAUUAGGAGUGUCCAGCCUCGAGUAUUUUGUGAUAGUGAUAGGAAACUGGUGUUAUCUGGAGGGGCCCACAUGGGUUGUGGACAUGUGUAUGUGCACAACACUGCCACACUCUUAGAAUGAAUACAGUAUAACUUGCCGAAUAGCCUUUACAAAUGGCUACCCAGUAGAGCGAUGUAAGAGACGCUUCUCACCCAUUGGUGCUCUCUGCUGGCAGUGACAAACAUGGUGUGUCUUCCUUCACCUGUGGUGAUUUUUUUUCUCUGCUUUUGAGGCACUAAGGAUGAACCCAAGCUUCGUGCUUGCUUGUUGAGCGCUGACAGCCCCACACCCCAAUCUGCUUUCAUUUGAGGUUGGGCAUACUGCCCUGACUAUCCUGACUUCACCGGGGUUCUCAGGGCACUCACUGUUCUAUUCACCUCUGUUAGAAUUGGGUUUCCUCUUGAGUCCACACCACCCCAUCUCAUGUUAUACAGAUCACAAAUAACCUCCCCUCUGUGAUUUGUUAGUUUUCUGGUGUUAUGCAGAGUUACAUUUUACAAUGGUUAGAGAGCUUAGACCUUUUACACUUUCUGAAUUCUAUUCCUUUUUAAAAGAAAAGUCCCAUCAGAGACAGGCCCCUGCCCUCGGUUCUGCUGGUCACCCUUUGGCCUCUAAGUGUUCUGCCCAGGUGGAAGGGGAGCCCUGGGCACAGAUGUGUGUGCAUAUGUUACGUGACACAUCCUGGGCUAGUGUACAAGCACAGCCAGAGUCGUCGGUACCAGCACUUCUCUAUUUACUCUAUUGGAGCGGAAAGGUUGCAGAAAUCACCGCUGUGAGAAGCCUCAGCAAGUGAAUUGCUUCAGACAGGGUGAGCAUCUCUCCUGUGGAGGUGCUGCCUUGAGCAUUUUUUCCUGCCCUGGCCUCAGUAGCAACCCAAGGAUGAGAAAGUUGUCCUUGCUCUCUUUUCUUCCCCUUCCAGAUUUCUAGCCAUGGGACUAAUUACCCUUUUGGUUGCCCCACCAAACUGUUCCGGGCGGGCCCCACUAGACUCCUGAUCCAGUGGCCCAAACACUGAUAAUCUCGGGUCUCUGAGAAAGGGGAAGGGUAGGCUUUGUGUGAGUACCGUCUCCCAGGUGUAGCGCUUCACAGUGUCUAUGCAUGCAUCUGCCUUUUUGCUUUAGGAACAAGGUCCCUGGGGACAGGCUGGGCAGUAGUUUGAUCUCCCCUUGCCUGUCACCAUGCCCCGCUGUGAGUACACAUCAGGACACAUGGGAGAGCAUGCUUGUCCACCCCCACAAAGGCUCAGCUGAGGAGGAAGAGGCCUACAGGGCUGAAGCUGCCCUUUGCCCCGUGGUUGGCUCUGGGAUGUGAUGGCCACACAGCCAGGAGCCUGCACUCGGGAGAGCAGUGGAGAUAUAUUUCAGAGGGAGAGGAGAGUUGGAUACCCAUUCUUUUACAACAGUUUUUCUACAAAUGAAAAGUGAUUUGCCUUGCUGUGGCAGGUGUGACACCGAUGAAGCAGUUCACUCGCAUCAGGGCCACUUACGGCAGUCCUCUGGGUGACGCUAAGAGCCAGUGCUGAUUGCAGCUGUCCAGGACUUUGAGGGUCUCCAAGGCUGCCCUCCUGACCCCAGCGUCUGAGUCUAGCUGCAGGUCCUGGAGAGCUGAGAGGGGACAAAAAGCACAGGUCUUUGAGUCAGGACCACAUGCACUCAGCCCACUGCAGACUGAGGCAGGCCGACUCAUUUUUCCACACCCUCCACAGACCUGUCAGGUGGCCUGACACCACUAACAGGGACAGCAGAAACAUGUGAGAAUGGUGCCCACCAAAUGCUCUCCCUGGAAACCUCUCCCUACAUUCAAUUGUUCUCUCUAGGCCCAGCUACUCCUUCUUCCCCCAUUAGCCCACAGCCAAGGGUCACCAAGCCCCUAGUGAGCCAUCCAUUUCUACCACUGAGUCCACGCUACUUAACAAUUGCGAAGUCCCACAAGGUCCAUCUUUUUCAGAUAAUGGGCAGACAGCUGCUUCAUAAUAAUUCCUGAAAUGAUAGAUGUACAGUCAUGCCUUAACUCCAGUGAGGGGUCGCCAGGCCCACAGGGCUGGCUGCCUCCCAGAAAGAGAGGCAGGCACACAUUGACCUGUGAAGACAUCAGUCAAGUGUCUUAUCUGGCUGAAGUUGGCAGUGUGCAAGAUCAGGGGAGCAUGAAACAGGACUGGCAGACCUAGUGUUGCAAGCUAGACUAGGGCUCGCCCUCCUCCCACCUCAGCUGCUUUGACUCCCCCAUCCAAACCCAGGAUUAACUAUGUGGCUUCAAGAUCCCCCCUGAACCUGGACACGUGUCUCACCCGCCAAGUUGCAGGCAGCAAUUCUGAUCCUUGACAGAUUGUUUUUCAUGAAGACUGUUGUUUCCAACAGGAAGCCACAGAGAACAGCAGGCUUUUUCUGGGCCUGCAAAAAAAAAAAAAAAAAAAAAAAAAAAAGUGCCACCUGGCUGUGGAGGAAUCACAUGGCUGUGGGGAAUGAGAUGGGAACAGGAUGCUCCCAAAGAGCAUUCCUUCCUGUCAGGGACCUUCCUGGACUUUGAAGAUUGUUACCAACCAACCGACCAACAAAUGCAAAAAUACCACAUAACAAUUUUUCCCCUCGAUCAUAUCUUGAAAUGGCCAUAAUCUGGUUAGUUGGGGCUAAAUAAAUUCUUUAGACAAAAUUAA
Mus musculus (house mouse) is the source of this 8439-nucleotide messenger RNA. It is a transcript of the gene Hjurp, whose product is annotated as Holliday junction recognition protein. NCBI's taxonomy places the organism in Eukaryota, Metazoa, Chordata, Mammalia, Rodentia, Muridae. Gene Ontology annotation, cellular component: chromosome, centromeric region; nucleolus; nucleus. Bases 111 to 2114 code for a protein of 667 amino acids. The transcript is spliced from 8 exons. Gene Ontology annotation, molecular function: histone binding. The record is from RefSeq and is marked validated.